UAUGAAAAGUAUGGAGCCUAAUAUUAUACACAAUAAACAACCAUUCGGGGAAGAAAAAACGAUUGGGUAUGAGUGUUCUGUGGUAAAAAUGCGCAUUAGCCUUUCACAUAUAUGGACUGGAGCCAGAUUUAUGAUAAAACAUUUCAGAUGGCUUAACAAGCAACGGCUACAAUUAGUAAAACCUAUGAAACACACACACACACACACACACACACACACACACACACACACGUCCCAUCGAAACUCUUAACAGUGGGCAGGUAUGUAUUGUAAAGCCACGCACAGUAAUUUACACAAUUUCUUUGAAUCUGAUUUAGCCUUUAAUGACACUCCAGCACACAGGAUUUUAACUCUUGCUUUGAAUGGACUUCACACACGCCAAAUACUCACUUUUUAGUGAACAAAAAAAAGGACAAAACACUUUUCAAAUGCCACAUAAAACAAGGUCUAUUGUAGAUGCAAAUAGUGUUUUUUUUAACCCUUUGAUACAACUCCUGUAAAUUCCGGCGUAUUAAUUUAUAUAAAGAUGAAAUCUUAUUGUACUGUAAUGGAUUCGAUUAAAACAAAAGUAGACCUAUGUGUCUCUUUGAAUGGAUUAACGAGCUACAGCGCCUUUAGUAACGAGCUGUCAAUCUCUGUGGAUAAGCACGCCCCCCGCCACAGCUCGCUAUAUGAAGGGCGGCCCCGGCUCAGGCAGCGUCACUGGAAUUUCGAGUCUCGAGUGUUCCAAGAUGCCUGCGUCACAGAUGGGAUUUGGAGAUUUCUUUAUUGGGAAAAACAUCAACAUGCCGCAUGGAUAUCAGACUAUGGUUUUGGAGUGCCCACCUGGGGUCCCCCCUGUUCCUGGUCACCCUGCAGUAGCUGGAGCACCCCUGUCCUAUCCUGGGAUGCAGGGCUACAGUUUCAUCCCCUAUCUGCAUCUGGGACACAACAUGAGACAAAUGAGUCCCUAUCAGCUGAAGUCAGCGUCUCCCUACCACCAGGCUCUCCUCGGCCAAGGUGCACCCUUCUACUCGCCCUACCGAGCCGUGGCAGCUGACGACCCGGGUAGGGCAGGCAAAGCGGCCGCCCGAGAGAGCACCGGAGCGCUCAAGGCCUGGCUCAGCGAGCACCUGAAGAACCCCUACCCGACCAAGGGCGAGAAGGUCAUGCUGGCCAUUGUCACCAAGAUGAGCCUCACCCAGGUCUCCACCUGGUUCGCCAACGCCAGGAGGAGACUGAAGAAGGAAAACAAAGUGAGCUGGGUGUGCAAGAACAAAUCCGACGAGGAGAGCGAGAGCGAGGAAGAGGAGGCUGGAGAGAAAAGCGAGCGUGCGGAGGAGGAGGAGGAGGAGGAGGAGGAAGACAUUGAUUUACAGACUGUGGAUGACAAUGAGAAAGAACGAUCUGGGUCUGACGGUUCCGACCAGGAGUCCACCAGGACUCCAGACAGGCUCAGUCCAGCGACUCCAGGGGACGCGCUAAAGGAAUCGGAAAGAAAGACUGAAAAUAAGGGGGUCACACGCUUGGGUGAUUAUACUAAACCCCAACUAGGAGCUAAAGAGAACACACAGCCUCAGAAACCCCAAAUAUGGUCCUUGGUCGAGACAGCAACCUCGGGCACGGGGCACAGUGCAGUGCAGAAAAGACCCGUUCAUCAUAUCAAGAGCCAGGACACUGGCGGCUUGUGGGCGGAUUUGGCUGUCAGGAACGGACAGUAUUUUCCUGUGUAUUUGCCAGCACAUUACACCCAGAGACAAACCCUUCCCGGCGGUAUGAACUGUUAGUAUGGAAGCUGUCGGACACGACCGCAUCCGUCUCUAAGUGCACUUCAUUUACAGUUUCAAAGUGACUAUUCUCAUUGUAAAAGCCAUUGCAUUCGCUUCUCAUUUCUUUUUUUAAAUAUACUAUGUAUUUUUGUACAUGAUGUAAAUAAUAAAUCUUUUUUUUAAUACCUUAAUUGUAUAAUAUUUAUGCAAUAAAUGCUUUGAAAUCUAAACAGAAAAUGUUUUGUGGAUUUUGUCUGUAUCAGUUAGCAGCCG
Molecule: messenger RNA, 2021 nt
Organism: Acipenser ruthenus (sterlet)
Lineage: Eukaryota; Metazoa; Chordata; Actinopteri; Acipenseriformes; Acipenseridae
Product: iroquois-class homeodomain protein IRX-1-like
Exons: 2
Coding region: 672-1766 (364 amino acids)
Biological process (GO): neuron differentiation; regulation of transcription by RNA polymerase II; cell development
Cellular component (GO): nucleus
Molecular function (GO): RNA polymerase II cis-regulatory region sequence-specific DNA binding; DNA-binding transcription factor activity, RNA polymerase II-specific
Source: RefSeq, a predicted model, not a curated record